AUUACAGAAGCAAGACAUCAUCUUUUUAUUGAGAAAAAGCGUCGCAGUUCUGAAGAAGCACCUUCUGUUACUGCUGGUAUUACUACAAACAGUAACGCUCAUAAUGUUCAAAGUCUAUCAUCACAAGUACCGCAACGCGAGAAGUUUCUCAAGGCUAUCAAGAAGCUUUGUAGUCGUAAUACUGAUGAAGUCCUCGAUCUUAUCAUGUCAUUGACUGCAAAAGAAAGAUCAUUAUGCUAUUUUAAUUCUGAUUAUCUUACCAAAAAAAUUUUGGAAGCUAAUCAAGCAUUGGAAGCGGUUAAUUGUGAUGAAGAUGUCCAAGCAUCUUCUUCUAAAACGUCGAUUGGCUCUUCUGUAUCCAAAUCUGAACCUAUUUCCACACAGAUUGUAGAUCAACCUAAUGCUUAUGUUCGUGACUCUGCAUACGAAGAGACUGAACAGUUUAUGGAGAGCCUUAAAGGAAAACCUCUCCACGAACAGAAGCAAAGGUUGGGUGCUCGCCUAUUUCCAAAAGUCAAAGUGUUCAAUCUUAAAAGUGGUAUUGCCAGUAAGGUUACCAUUAACCUUCUGGACUCAUAUGAUCUCAAGGAUCUAGCUCAUUCAAUGAACGAUCCUGAGAAGUUUAGACAAAGAGUUAUGGCCGCCUCUGAAAAA
This is a messenger RNA of Racocetra fulgida, 654 nucleotides long. The record is from the annotation of a GenBank genome assembly. Lineage: Eukaryota; Fungi; Glomeromycota; Glomeromycetes; Diversisporales; Gigasporaceae.